GAGGGAGACACGCAGCAAGUUGAGCUUUGGGUGCAGCGGACUGCAAUGGCAUCCGUGGUGUCUAAUCUCUCGUGGAGUUCUUCGUCUCUGCUGCAGAGCAUUGGUGAAAGAUUGAAUGAAGGCACUAACUUGCCCAACAAUAAGAGGGUCUUUGUGGUUUUUGCUCAAAAGAAGACGAAGAAAACUCGAAAGAUUAUCCUGAAGGAAGACAUUCCUGAUCUUGGAAAGAAAGGGCAACUUCUUGACGUGAGGGCUGGUUUUUUCAGAAAUUAUCUGCUUCCCAUGGGAAAGGCCCAGAUUGUCACUCCUUUGCUGCUCAAGGAAAUGAAGAUGGAGGAGGAAAGAAUUGAGGCUGAGAAAAGACGGGUAAAAGAAGAGGCACAGCAACUUGCUCUUAUUUUUGAAACAGUCGGAGCUUUUAAGGUGAAGCGUAAAGGUGGUAAAGGAAAACAAAUUUUUGGAAGUGUUACAGCUCAAGAUCUUGUUGAUAUAAUCAAGGCACAGCUUCAGAGGGAGGUGGACAAGAAAAUUGUUUCUCUUCCAGAGAUCCGGGAAACAGGAGAGUAUAUUGCAGAGUUAAAGCUACAUCCUGAAGUUACAGCUAGAGUUCGGUUGAACGUUUUUGCUAACUAAGCACAGCCUGUUCUGAAAUUUCGUCUGCUGGUGCAAGCUUCCUGCUUCAGCCUAAGGUAGUUUGUUUGAGUGGAGGAAAAUCUCCUCAGCUAGUUCUUAUUGUGUUAAUUGAAGGUUAUGUUGAGCUGCAGUCCAUGCAAUGAAAAUCGAAAUAUACGUCGGAGUCCAAUAAUUUGUUUAUUGCGGCGUUU
Messenger RNA from Neltuma alba, 824 nucleotides. RefSeq names its product 50S ribosomal protein L9, chloroplastic-like. Bases 46 to 633 code for a protein of 195 amino acids. Gene Ontology annotation, biological process: translation. Lineage: Eukaryota; Viridiplantae; Streptophyta; Magnoliopsida; Fabales; Fabaceae. The record is from RefSeq and is a predicted model, not a curated record. Gene Ontology annotation, molecular function: structural constituent of ribosome. Gene Ontology annotation, cellular component: ribosome. The transcript is spliced from 7 exons.